Molecule: messenger RNA, 966 nt
Organism: Colletotrichum aenigma
Lineage: Eukaryota; Fungi; Ascomycota; Sordariomycetes; Glomerellales; Glomerellaceae
Gene: GPN2
Product: GPN-loop GTPase 2
Exons: 4
Coding region: 1-966 (321 amino acids)
Cellular component (GO): cytoplasm
Molecular function (GO): GTPase activity
Source: RefSeq, a predicted model, not a curated record
AUGCCUUUUGCGCAGCUCGUCCUCGGCAGUCCGGGCUCUGGAAAGAGUACCUACUGCGAUGGCAUGCACCAGUUCAUGGGCGCCAUAGGUCGCGCCUGCUCCGUCGUGAAUCUUGAUCCCGCAAACGACCACACGAACUACCCGAAAGCCCUCGACAUUCGCGACCUCGUCAAGCUCGAGGAUAUCAUGGCCGGUGACAGGCUAGGACCAAACGGCGGCAUUCUGUACGCUUUGGAGGAGUUGGAGCACAACUUUGAAUGGCUUGAAGAGGGACUCAAAGAGAUUGGCGACGACGAAUACUUCCUAUUUGACUGCCCAGGGCAAGUUGAGCUCUACACCCAUCACAACUCGCUACGGAACAUCUUCUUCAAGCUACAGAAGCUUGGGUUCAGGCUCGUCGUCGUGCACCUGUCCGACUCCUUGUGCCUAACGCAACCCUCACUUUAUAUCUCCAACCUUCUCCUCUCCCUCCGCGCCAUGCUCCAGAUGGACAUGCCACACAUCAAUGUCCUUACCAAAAUCGACAAGGUCGCUUCGUACGACUCUCUGCCUUUCAAUCUCGAUUACUACACCGAUGUUGACGAUCUUUCAUAUCUCAUCCCCUACUUGGAGGAAGAGUCUCCCGUGAUGCGCAACGAGAAGUUCGGCAGGCUGAACGAGGCGGUCGCAAACAUGAUUGAGAGCUACGGAUUGGUCCGGUUCGAGGUGCUCGCGGUCGAAGACAAGAAGAGCAUGAUGCAUCUGCUCAGGGUAAUUGAUAGAGCUGGAGGAUACAUCUUCGGCAGCGCAGAGGGCGCGAACGACACCGUGUGGCAGGUCGCCAUGCGUAAUGAGUCGUCCAUGUUGGAGGUUCGUGACAUCCAGGAGCGCUGGGUCGACCGCAAGGCCGAGUAUGACGAGCUCGAGAGGAAAGAGUGGGAGGAGCAGGCGAAGGUGCAAGAGGAGGACCCCAGUGGCGCGGCGUAA